Alternaria burnsii is the source of this 2061-nucleotide messenger RNA. RefSeq lists its product as uncharacterized. The coding region runs from base 1 to 2061 and encodes 686 amino acids. NCBI's taxonomy places the organism in Eukaryota, Fungi, Ascomycota, Dothideomycetes, Pleosporales, Pleosporaceae. The transcript has 2 exons. The record is from RefSeq and is a predicted model, not a curated record.
AUGGCACCACUAAACAAGUCCAUCAACACCUACCACUGCAUUCAGGGCCUGUACUGGAGGAAUGCCUCUGGUGAACUCCUAGCGGUCGAAGGCAGUAACUCCAAGUCCUUGCCAGAAAUCUGGACACAAUUAAAGGAUAUCGUUUGUUCCACAGAGAGGCAAUGGGCUCAGCUCAAUCUUCCCUCUGGCAAGUCCAUCAAGACUCUCCAGAUUACAACCAAUAUCCCUGCUCUUCUUAACAUUCGUUCGAAUUACCCUCCCUCAUAUCAACAAGAAGAGCUCUGUACCCAAGUAUCUGAGAUCGAACACGAGAAUGGUCUCUUCUUGGGUAUGCUGACAUCGAGGCCGAAGUCUGUCAAAGCCGACGGCUUCGGGGUAUGGGCAGAGCGCUUCAUUCUUCUAGAGACCGAGUUCCAGCCAUUUGCGAACAUCUCAGCAUCGACGACGCCAUGGGCAGCAAAACACCGAGAAACAUGUGCAACAAUAGCCAAUAUCUUCGAACGUAGACUCAAAAACGUGUCCAGGGACGACCAAUGGCAUGUCUGUGGAAAAGAAGCUUUCUUGAACCGCGUCUACGGCUACGUCGACAAGAACCUUCCCAUCCAGCUUGCCUUACCUGCCUUCCCUUGCAAAUCGCCCAAUCCGAACAAAGUUGGGGGUAUCAUGCCCGAUCUAGCUGAGCAUAUUGCCAUGGACGCACUCCAUGACUUCGUCAAGGAGGUCAAUACGGUUUACGAGCCUGGUGCGACCAUGUGGGUUAUCAACGAUGGCCACGUGUUCUCCGAUUGCAUCGGUGUUGACGAUGAGAUGAUCGACACAUACGAUGCUUGCAUGGCUGCGAUAUACAAGGAGCGCUAUCCGGAAGAUGUUGGCCCUGUCCCGACCAUCAAGUUCAAGGGCCUGAAGAAUAUCUUCUCUGCUGACUCUGAGGGCUUCCAAGGUCUCCAAAAGCUGCUCUUGAACUCUCAUCAGAUGCCGCACCCUGUGAAGACCAAACUCACCGGUGAUGCCGAGCUUUGUCGCAAGCUGAUGUUGGGGAUUGGAGGACCUGACCGUGCGUAUAUCCGUCAGUUGAUCGAAAAGCAGGAGCCCGACGCUCUUGGUCUCUACCGCGGCCAGACUCGCUUCAUGUUGGAGGACCUUGCAGACAUCCCUUCAGUCAAGUCGCUGAGUGGCAAACAAAAGAAGAAGACAGCUGCUCUUGUCGCUGAAGAAAUGAUGUCUCGCAACCAAGCCUACUCAAACCUGACUGAGCUUCUGCUUCCCAACUACGUUCGUCUGUCCAUCCACGCGCACAACAAUGCAGGCCCCAAAUUCGCUAUCCGUCUUUUACCAGCAAACAUGGUUCGCGCAAUCGACUCUCUCGAGACGCGUCUCGAGCCAAAUCCGGUCUACGAAUACCAGCUUCCUACACCCUGGCACAACUGCAUGAUCAAGGUAGAGGGCGACGAGUUCAUGUAUCUGGCUAAGGCUCAAGUGGCCAGAAAAGCACUGGAAAGUCCAGACUUCGAUGGCUCUUGGGUUGACGGUCCAGAUGGAUCGUACUUCAGUUUGAAGCGCAAAUCGGCCGCAACGAAGGAUGCUGUUACGCUUCCCGAGCUUAUCAUCCCGGGAUCUACCCCCACAGAGAAGAUCAGCGUCUUCAAUCAGAACAAGAAGAGCACGAUUGUGCUCGUCACACCCAUCACCGAGAAGAAGCGACCCAUUAUCAUCUGUUCGCCUGUCGUUGGCAAGAACAGCCCGAUUGUGGUCACAUCGCCCACCGCAGACGGACAGAGACCCAUCGUCAUCUGCUCGCCCGUUGGUCGCAAGCAGGCCAUGUUCUCACCGAUCGCUGAUAAGAUGCGCUCUCCUGUCGGUUCGCCUAUUGUGCGUAGGAAGACGUCCGUUAUCGCCUGCGAUCCCGCCGCAGACAAGGGUACUUCCGUCACCGUCUCACCCAUCGACCCGAGUCCUCUUAGGCGCCAGGAUACGCAUUUUGUUCAAUCGAAGGAGAAGAACAGGUUGCGCAAGCUCAUUCCGGUCAUCUCCAUGCUUCGUUCGAUUCGGUCGCAAUCUUAG